UCCUAUCAUCACCAUGGCUUCUAAUAAGGUUAAUAUUUUGCUAUUUUUAUUACUAAUAAUUUUAUCCAUUGAAUCUUCACUUUCCUAUGAAAGGCCACCACCAAGAAAAUCACUAUUUUUAUCUUUAUCUCAAGAUCUUGAUUCCUCUUCUCCACAACAGGUGCACAUUUCGAUGGUGGGUGAAGACAAGACGAGGAUUUCGUGGAUAACGGAAGAUUCUGGUACACCGGCGACGGUGAAGUACGGUACAUCUCCGGGAAGUUACCCAUUUUCAGCAAAUGGGGACACUACAAAGUAUAAAUAUAUUUUGUAUAAAUCAGGUGAAAUACAUAAUGUUGUUAUUGGGCCAUUAAAGCCCAAUACAAUUUACUACUACAUUUUAGGCCCAUUUACAAGCCCAGAAUUCAAUUUCAAAACCCCUCCAGCUGGAUAUCCUAUCAAAUUUGCAGUUGUAGGUGAUCUAGGGCAAACUGACUGGACAACGUCAACCCUAGAUCAUAUUUCAAAAUCAAAUUACGAUGUCAUGUUGUUACCCGGUGACUUGUCAUACGCGGACACUCUGCAACCACUAUGGGACUCGUUUGGACGACUCGUGGAGCCGUUAUCGAGCCAACGCCCGUGGAUGGUGACUCAAGGCAACCAUGAGGUUGAGAAAAUACCAAUUUUACAUAGCCAAUCUUUUACAUCAUAUAAUGCAAGAUGGCUCAUGCCAUUUGAACAAAGUGGUUCAACUUCAAAUUUAUACUAUUCAUUUAAAGUUAGUGGGCUUCAUAUAAUUAUGUUGGGCUCGUACACUGAUUUUGGGCCUGGAUCAGCCCAAUACAAUUGGCUCAAAAAUGAUUUGAAUAAAAUUGAUAGAAAAAAAACACCAUGGCUUAUUGUUAUUGUACAUGCACCAUGGUACAAUUCUAAUACUGCUCAUCAAGGUGAGUAUGAAUCUUAUGGAAUGAAAUCAUCUAUGGAGGAUUUACUAUUCAAGGCUCGUGUCGAUAUCGUCUUCGCGGGACAUGUUCAUGCUUACGAGAGAUUUACUCGAGUAUACAAAGACCAAGCUAAUAAUUGUGGUCCAAUAUACAUCACAAUUGGAGAUGGUGGCAACAGAGAAGGCCUAGCCACCAAGUAUCAAGAUCCAAAACCAGACAUUUCAAUUUUUCGAGAGGCAAGUUUUGGGCAUGGAGAACUUGAUGUGGUAAAUGCAACUCAUGCACAAUGGUCAUGGCAUAGAAAUGAUGAUGAUGAAGCUGUUGUUGCUGAUACUAUUUGGAUAACAAAUCCUUCUUGUACAUUUUAAAGCCAAACAAUUUAGAUUUAAAAAAACUAAAGAAUAUAUAUAAUAUAUAAACAAUUUAAAUCUAACUUAAUUUCAAAAGUAAAUUUAAGUGGUAAUUAUAAUAACUUAAAAUGAUAUUACGAAUUUUUUCCAAUUCAACUCAUCGAUGAGUUUUACUCUGGUAUUAUUGAGUCUCACUCCACACACCCCAAAGGAAAAGAAUAGUUGUAUAUUAAAAAGAAAAACUAUUUACUAGCGCGUUACAUUUUUAUUUUUAUAUAUUUUAUUUUUAACUACUUUUAACGUGUUUACUCUUGAUACCAUUAAAAUAUAUAUGUACUCCGAUGUUAUUAAAGAGAGAGUAAUAAUACAUUAGUAAAAAUAUUAUUCAAUACUCUUUGAUUACUUUAUAUUAUGUAUGCAAAUCUAAUCAAGGUAAAUACAUUAAAUUUAGGAAAAUAAUCUUAUCUAAUAUGCCUAAUUUGUGUUGGGCCUAAGGACUCCUCAAACACUCGAAUGAACCAACUAUUUUUACUAUUCAAAUAACUUUCAAAUGUUUGUAUAAAUAUAUUGUAGAUACAUCUUAUAUACCUCUAAUAAAAAUAAAAGGGAUAAUGCACGAGUACUCCAUCAAUCUAUGUUCAAAAUAUCAGAGACACACUUAUACUAUACUAAGGUCAUAUUGCCCUCCUGAACUUAUUUUAUUAAUAAUUUUCUAGCUCUUUUUCGGUCUAUGUAGCGCUAUCUUGUGGCCCAACGUUGAUUGACUUUUCUUUCAAGCUAGUAUCACAUAAGCCGAAAAGGGAUAGAAAAUUACUUAUAAAAUAAGUUCAG
Messenger RNA from Solanum lycopersicum (tomato), 2104 nucleotides. Its product is annotated as probable purple acid phosphatase 20. NCBI's taxonomy places the organism in Eukaryota, Viridiplantae, Streptophyta, Magnoliopsida, Solanales, Solanaceae. The record is from RefSeq and is a predicted model, not a curated record. Gene Ontology annotation, molecular function: metal ion binding; acid phosphatase activity.